Parathielavia appendiculata is the source of this 5670-nucleotide messenger RNA. RefSeq lists its product as uncharacterized. The coding region runs from base 1 to 5670 and encodes 1889 amino acids. The transcript is spliced from 3 exons. The record is from RefSeq and is a predicted model, not a curated record. Gene Ontology annotation, molecular function: ATP binding; ATP hydrolysis activity; TBP-class protein binding. NCBI's taxonomy places the organism in Eukaryota, Fungi, Ascomycota, Sordariomycetes, Sordariales, Chaetomiaceae.
AUGGCGUCUCGGCUUGACCGACUCGUUACCAUCCUCGAAACCGGCAGCACCCGAUUGAUUCGGGAUACAGCUGUCAACCAGCUUGCUGACUGGCAGAAGCAGCACCCCGAAGAACUCUUCAACCUGCUGACGAGGGUCGUCCCAUACCUCCGGCACAAGGAAUGGGAAACCAGGAACACUGCUGCCAAAGCGAUAGGGAAGAUCGUCGAGAACGCGCCGCUCUAUGACCCUAAUUUCGACGAUAAGUCCCCCCCGGCAGACCCGGCUGGCGAAAAUGGCUUUGUCAAGAAGGAGGAGCAAAAAGAUCUUGCCUUUGACCAUGAUGAGCUCUUCAAGCUCGACACCCUUGACGUCACAGCCAUCCUCAGGUAUGGGCGGCCGUUGCUCCGUGGCGGCCCGGUGGACUUUGGACUCGCUUCCCUAGACCCACAGAAGCGGCUCGCCCAUCAGAAGAAGACACUGAACGGCAGGCUUGGGCUUCUUGGUCGAGUCUUUGACGACGACGAGAUGCCAGUUAUCAGCGAUCAUGCCAACAGUCCGGGAACUCCGCACGAAAGUGCAAACGGCUUUGGACGACAGGACAGCAUUGCCAACGACGGCCAGAGCCAAAAUCAGGACGAGAGUAAGUUGAGCACGCGACAACUCAACGUUCUCAAGAGGAAGCGAAAGCGGGAGGCUCAGAAGGCCGCCCAGGGAAAGAGCGGGUUCGGCGAUCUGACCCUCCGGCGGACGACAACGGCAGGUUCCGACGGAUUCGCCGACGACGCACCCAUGCCGGAUGCCGACUCGAAGAAGAACGGAAAGAUGUCGGAUUACUUCAGCCUCGACAGACCCGCCGAUGUGGACGAGGACACCAAGGUUGUGUCCGAAUUUAAAGGACCCCUCCUCCCCAUCAAAUCGGAGCUCGAGGCCGACGAGAACCUGGAAGGUGCCGAAUGGCCGUACGAGCGCCUCUGCGAUUUCCUCAAAAUUGAUCUCUUCGAUCCCCAGUGGGAGACUCGCCACGGCGCCGCCAUGGGCUUGAGAGAAAUCAUCCGAGUCCACGGCGCGGGUGCCGGAAGGCGCAGGGACAAGUCGCGCAGCGAGAACAACGAGCUCAACCGCCAAUGGUUAGAUGACCUGGCAUGCCGCCUCUGCUGCGUGCUCAUGCUCGACAAGUUCACCGACUACAGCUCCGACACAUCGGUAGCCCCCAUUAGAGAGACGGUUGGGCAAACCCUUGGAUCGGUCCUCCGUCACAUCCCAGCGCAGUCGGUUUAUGCCGUCUACCGCUUGCUGUACCGGAUGGUGAUGCAAGAAGAUCUGCAAUUGGAUCAUAAUGUCUGGGCCGUCUGCCAUGGAGGCAUGGUGGGCUUGAGGUAUGUCGUUGCUGUGCGUAAGGACCUUCUUCUCCAAGAUGGAGACAUGAUCGACGGUGUUAUCCGUUCCGUCAUGAAAGGCCUUGGCGACAUUGACGACGAUGUCCGCUCGGUUAGUGCGGCAACCCUGAUCCCGAUGGCCAAGGAAUUUGUCAUGAUGCGCCGAGGAGCACUCGAGGGCCUCAUCAACAUCGUGUGGGAGAGUCUUUCCAACCUGGGCGACGACCUGAGCGCCUCGACUGGCAAGAUCAUGGACUUGCUUGCCACCCUUUGCAGCUUCCCUGAAGUCUUGGAAGCGAUGAAGCUUUCAGCUUCCCAAGAUGAGGAGAGGUCGUUUACUCUCCUUGUUCCUCGGCUCUACCCCUUCCUCCGCCACACCAUCACUUCGGUGCGGCUUGCCGUAUUGAAAGCCUUGAUGACUUUUGCGAAUCUUGACGGCGAUGCGUCCAAGGGUUGGCUCAAGGGGAGGCUAUUGCGCCUCGUCUUCCAGAACGUUGUGGUGGAGAGGGAUCAGGAGACUCUCGCCAUGUCGCUCGAGUUGUGGGCGGCGCUUGUGCGUAACCUCGCCAAGCAUCCAGCCGUUUUGGCGGAUGAGUUCGAGGCGCAUGUAGAACCGCUCAUGCAGCUGGCACUCCAUCCCAUCGGUGUCCCACGUCACCCCAUCCCCAUGAACGGAGCUCUUUUCCAAAAGCCGUCUGGUGGCACGUAUUUGUUACCUGGCGCUGCUCCCCACACGAGCAGGCGGUCGUCGCCUCCCGAAGGAGAGAGGGCUACCAAGCGGCGCAGGAAGUCGACCAAGGUCGACGAGGUUCCGGCUGCUACCCACAGUCACGAUGUGGAUGGCCAUAUGAUGCAGGGCGAUGUGGACCUGGUGGGCAUGGACGUUUUGGUCCGCUCGCGUGUCUCGGCGGCCAAGGCUAUGGGCCUCAUCAUGUCCCUGAUCCCGCCUUCCAGCCUCGCGACGUACGACAGCUGCAUCAUGCAGGCUCUUAGUUCCCCAUUCGCAUCGACCCAGCUUGCCGCUGCCAUGGUCAUUGACGAAUACGCCAAAAAUUGCGGGACGAGCGAGACCGCCGCGCGUUUCAUUGAACCCUUGCAGAUGAUCAUUGACCAGGACCGGCCGUCGCACUAUAGGGACUUGGUGAGCUACGUUCAGCGGGUUCGCUCCCAGUCGCAGCAGCUCGUCAACCUGUUCCGCGACCACGGCAAGGUCUCCCCCAGCAAAUUGCCGAGUCUCGCUGUCGUGUGUCAAGGCGAGCCAGAAGCUGGCCCUGGUGCAUUUUCCAUCGCGAACGCCGAGAAGAUUGUGGGGGAUGACUUUGACAGGCUCAAAAAGGCCAUGGUGCCUGGUCAGCGACUGAUCGUCCUUCCGCAGCUCAAUGAAGCUCGUGAAGUGACAGUGGCCGUGAUUGAGGAAGCAAAGGCAGCCAAGGAAGCUCGGGAUGCCCGCAUUCGGGCUGCGGCCGCUUGCGCCUUGAUUGCCAUGAAAGUCCUUCCCAAGAAGCCGAGCCCUCUCAUCAAGGCCAUCAUGGACAGCAUUAAAACGGAGGAGAAUCAAGAGCUGCAAGGCCGCUCGGCGGCGACAAUAGCACGUCUGGUGCAGCUCUUCACCGACUCCGGCCGGCGUGGUCCGGCCGAUAAGGUGGUAUCGAACUUAGUAAAGUUCUCAUGUGUCGAAGUUGCGGAAACACCCGAGUUUCCCAGCCACGCACACAAGACCAACGUUAUCCUCUCGAUGCAGAAGGAGGAGGACCGCGUUGACCACCCCGACGCCGCUAAGUUCGCACGGGAGGCGAGGGCGGCCCGCAUCACCCGCCGUGGUGCCAAAGAAGCGCUCGAGAUACUCUCGCAGACGUUUGGCGCCGAGCUUCUUGCCCGUGUCCCAAGUUUGCAGACAUUCAUGGAGGAACCUCUUGUGAAGGCCUUUUCGGGCGAGCUGCCGGCUGAAGCUAGGGAUCCGGAGAACACGUUCGGCCAGGAAAUCGUCGACGCUCUUUCGGUUAUCCGGACAAUGGUUCCUACUUUGCAUUCCGCUCUUCAUCCUUUCGUCAUGCGCCAAGUGCCUCUGGUCAUCCAGGCUCUGCGAUCCGACCUGUCGGUCUUCCGCUACAUGGCGGCUAAGUGCAUGGCGACCAUUUGCAGCGUCAUCACUGUCGACGCCAUGACUGCGCUGGUGGAGAAGGUCCUCCCGUCCAUCAACAACCCUCUCGAUCUCAGCUUCCGGCAGGGCGCCAUUGAAGUCAUCUACCACCUCAUUGCUGUCAUGGGCGAUGCCAUCCUCCCCUACGUCAUUUUUCUGAUUGUCCCAGUACUCGGCCGAAUGAGCGACUCGGACAAUCAGAUUCGGCUAAUUGCUACCACGUCUUUCGCUACUUUAGUGAAGCUCGUCCCGCUCGAGGCUGGUAUCCCUGACCCGCCAGGCUUGUCGGAGGAGCUGCUGAAGGGCCGCGACCGAGAGCGCACGUUCAUCGCUCAGCUCUUGGACCCGAAGAAGGUCGAGCCGUUCCAGAUUCCCGUCUCCAUCAAAGCUGAACUCCGCUCGUACCAGCAAGAGGGUGUCAACUGGCUCCACUUCCUCAACAAAUACCACCUGCACGGCAUCCUUUGUGAUGACAUGGGUCUGGGCAAGACUCUACAGACGAUAUGCAUCGUGGCAAGCGAUCAUCACCAGCGGGCUGAAGAAUUUGCCAAGACGGGCGCGCCCGAUGUCAGAAGGCUCCCCUCUCUGAUUGUCUGCCCCCCGACACUCUCCGGGCAUUGGCAGCAGGAGAUCAAGACGUACGCUCCGUUCCUCAGCGUUACGGCGUAUGUGGGUCCUCCCGCCGAGCGCAAAGCCGUGCGGGAUGCGCUGGACAAGACCGACAUUGUCAUCACGUCGUACGACGUCUGCAGAAAUGACAUUGAGGUCAUUGAGAAGUACAACUGGAACUACGUUGUUCUCGACGAGGGUCAUUUGAUCAAGAACCCGAAGGCCAAGAUCACAAUGGCGGUCAAGAGACUGGCCAGCAAUCACCGGCUGAUUUUAACCGGCACGCCGAUCCAGAACAACGUUUUGGAGUUAUGGUCCCUCUUCGACUUCCUGAUGCCGGGCUUCUUAGGUGCCGAGAAAGUCUUCCUUGACCGGUUUGCCAAGCCAAUCGCAAACAGUCGGUAUAGCAAGGCGUCGUCAAAGGAGCAAGAAGCCGGGGCGCUAGCCAUCGAGGCGCUGCACAAGCAGGUUUUGCCGUUCCUCCUCCGGCGUCUCAAGGAAGAAGUGCUGGACGAUCUGCCGCCCAAGAUCCUGCAGAACUACUACUGCGAUCUCAGCGACCUGCAGCUCAAGCUCUUCGAGGACUUUACCAAGCGAGAGGGCAAGAAGCUGUCUGAGGAAGCCGGUAAAGACGACAAGGAAGCCAAGCAGCACAUUUUCCAAGCGCUGCAGUACAUGCGCAAGCUCUGCAACUCGCCGGCUCUCGUCAUGAAACCAGGCCACAAGGCAUACGAAGACACGCAGAAAUUCCUGGCCAAGCAGAACACCAGCCUUGAGGAUCCGGCACACGCGCCGAAGCUGACGGCUCUCCGGGAUCUCCUCGUCGACUGCGGCAUUGGCAUCGAAGGCCAAGAUUCGUCAGACCCGCUAUACACGCCCAUCAAACCGCACCGGGCGCUCGUAUUUUGCCAGAUGAAGGAGAUGCUCGACAUGGUGCAGAACACGGUGCUUAAGAGCAUGCUCCCGUCGGUGCAGUACCUGCGCUUGGACGGGUCGGUCGAGGCCAACCGGCGCCAGGACAUCGUCAACAAGUUCAACAGCGACCCGUCAUACGACGUGCUGCUCCUGACGACGAGCGUCGGCGGUCUGGGCCUGAACCUGACGGGCGCCGACACGGUCAUCUUUGUCGAGCACGACUGGAACCCGCAAAGGGACCUGCAGGCCAUGGAUCGUGCGCACCGCAUCGGGCAGAAGAAGGUGGUCAACGUGUACCGGCUCAUCACGCGCGGCACGCUCGAGGAGAAGAUUUUGAGUCUGCAGCGCUUCAAGAUUGACGUCGCCAGCACUGUGGUUAACCAGCAGAACGCGGGGCUGGCUACCAUGGACACGGAUCAGAUUCUGGAUCUGUUCAACCUCGGCGAAUCGGGCCCGAGUCUCAUUUCGGACAACAAGGGCAAAGAAAACCUCGAGGGCCGCGAGGAGGACAUGGUGGAUAUCGAGACGGGCGAUGUCAGGCAGCCGGGCAAGAAGGCGGCUUGGCUGGAGGGCCUGGGCGAGCUAUGGGAUAACACGCAGUAUGAGGAGAGUUUUGAUCUGGAUGGGUUCUUGAAGACGAUGCAGUAG